Molecule: messenger RNA, 414 nt
Organism: Peronospora matthiolae
Lineage: Eukaryota; Oomycota; Peronosporomycetes; Peronosporales; Peronosporaceae
Source: the annotation of a GenBank genome assembly
AUGGUUGGCCUAGGGCCGAGUGAUCAAGGAUGUGAUUCCUUUGAUGUGUGUAUGGUGACACGUGAAACUACACCGAGUGCGGUCGGCCGUGAGAGCACCGCACUGAAUGUCAAUAAUGAUAUUGUUGGCGAUACGCCGUAUAGUGUGGACGGCCGUGAGGGCACCACGCUUAACGCCGGUAAUGGCGUUGUUGGCGAUACGCCGUAUAGUGUGGGCGGCCGUGAGGGCACCACACCUAAUGUCAGUAAUGAUACUGUUGGCGAUACGCCGUAUAGUGUGGACGGCCGUGAGGGCACCACACCUAAUAUCGGUAAUGACCUUAUUGGCAAGACGCCGUUGAAUUUGAAGCUAGGCCCGCAUAAUACACGUGGAGUGGAACGUUUCAAUCCACUGGGUAAAUUGUUCGAGUUAUGA